UUGACCGGGCUGGGACAUAUCGGGCCAAGCCGUAUGGUAGCCGGGUCAGGCUGGGUCAAACCGGCACGUUUGACCGGCUUAUUUUGAACCUACAUUCCUAUUUGAGGGACCAUAUUUGUCAUUUGCUUCUCCUUUUGACAUUUCAAUUGAAAUUCCCCAAAUUGCAAAAAAAACCGCCAUGAAUAUAUUUGUUGAAUCUCCAAAUAAAGGUCGAAGAAGAAACUAGAAACUUCCAGAAGCUGUAGUAAUGAAGGGAUCAUUAGGAAGAUUGAUAACUCGAACGACUCUCCGUACCAGUCCCAAUAAAUUGUUCGCAAAACCCUAUGCAGAAAAUAGUUCACUUUACAAAUCUCGUCGAUUUGUAUACUAUUUAUCUUCAAAAUCGCCGUAUGAGUUCUCUGAUUACGCUUCGUUGAAGCGUUUGCUGUUUCCUUCUUCACGUCCUUCUUUAUGGAGCCAUUUCGGAGGCCAGAAGAGGACUAUGUUCAUCCAAACCCAGUCAACUCCUAAUCCUUUAUCCCUAAUGUUCUAUCCUGGGAAGCCGGUUGUGGAAGGUGGGAGUGCAGACUUUCCAAAUGCUCGUUCUGCCAUGAACUCACCGCUGGCUAAGGCUCUCUUUGGAAUAGAUGGGAUUACACGUGUAUUUUUUGGAUCCGAUUUCGUUACGGUAACAAAAAGUGAAGAAGCUUCCUGGGAUUUCCUUAAACCUGAAAUAUUUGCUGCAAUUAUGGAUUUCUUUUCUUCUGGGAACCCAGUGUUCCUCGACUCCAGUACCGCUGCCGCAAUGGACACAGCUAUCCAUGAGGAUGAUUCAGAAACAGUUGCAAUGAUCAAGGAACUUUUGGAGACUCGUAUUCGCCCAGCUGUACAAGAUGAUGGAGGUGACAUUGAAUAUCGAGGAUUUGAUCCAGAUACGGGAGUAGUCAAAUUGAAAAUGCAAGGAGCUUGCAGUGGUUGCCCUAGCUCGUCAGUUACACUUAAAUCUGGUAUCGAGAAUAUGCUCAUGCAUUAUGUGCCCGAAGUUAAAAGUGUGGAGCAGGAGCUAGAUGAAGAUGAACAACCUGCAUUAACUGGGGCACCACACGAGUAGUAAUACGGUUAUAGUUUCUUUCAGUUGAUCUGGUGACAGACAGAUCUCAAUCAGAGGAGGCAGAACUUGUUCAUGCUCCUCCAUGGAAAGAGCGAGUAAAGUUGAGUGCAUCCACCAAAUUCAUGCGAAAUAAGCAACCUAUAAGUAUCGAAAAUUGUAGCUAGGUAGUUGUUUUGAUGACAUUCAAAUAAAUAGUUCGGCUAUUCGGUUAGCUGGACAUCAGGUUUAAGUUUCCCAAGAGAUGUGACAAUUGAUUGAAGCGUGUUCCGCCGUGAGUGUAUAAAGAUGCACAUCGUUCAUAUUAUGUGCACAAGUUUUUUGAAGUUGCAAACCAUACCUUUAUCUAAUUUUAUGUAAUUCUAGUAUAAUUUUUUGUUUUA
This is a messenger RNA of Capsicum annuum, 1470 nucleotides long. Its product is annotated as nifU-like protein 4, mitochondrial. Gene Ontology annotation, biological process: iron-sulfur cluster assembly. The transcript has 3 exons. Gene Ontology annotation, molecular function: iron ion binding; iron-sulfur cluster binding. Lineage: Eukaryota; Viridiplantae; Streptophyta; Magnoliopsida; Solanales; Solanaceae. Bases 248 to 1090 code for a protein of 280 amino acids. Gene Ontology annotation, cellular component: mitochondrion. The record is from RefSeq and is a predicted model, not a curated record.